Molecule: messenger RNA, 1731 nt
Organism: Halteromyces radiatus
Lineage: Eukaryota; Fungi; Mucoromycota; Mucoromycetes; Mucorales; Cunninghamellaceae
Exons: 2
Coding region: 175-1602 (475 amino acids)
Biological process (GO): cell differentiation; regulation of transcription by RNA polymerase II
Molecular function (GO): DNA-binding transcription factor activity, RNA polymerase II-specific; RNA polymerase II cis-regulatory region sequence-specific DNA binding
Source: RefSeq, a predicted model, not a curated record
UUUUAUUCAUUUUUACUUUUUUUUGUAUUCACGCAAUAAAAAAAGUCUAUUUUGUUACCAUUGUGUGUUUUAUAUUUUAUAUACCAUAUAUAUAUAUCUUUUGAUUGAUAUUACUUUGGAACAACAACAACGACAACAACUAUAACAACAACUUCAAACAAUAUAUUCAAUACAAUGGAUAUCGACAUCUUACCAUUACCAAAGCUUGAAAGAAUAUCAUCAUCAUACUCAUCAUCAACUUGCAACUCUUCUACAUCACCCAACGUUUUACCAGAAUCUAUGAAGGUAUUAGAAGAACAACAGAUUUCCGACUUUGAUGAUCGAUAUGACCAAUUAUUAUCACCUGCAACACCGUCAAACUCACCACAAUCCAUGAUGACUCGAUCACCAGUCCCGACAACUAGGAAAAGAAAAAGAAAAAGUUCCAUCAUGAUUAUCAAGCCUACCAGGUGGUCACCUCCUCUUCAAUGCAAUCAAAAAAUGAGUGGAUCCAAUAGUAUCAACCAUCAUCCAACAACCACUGCAGUUGAUACUGACUUCAAACCCUCCUUCUACAAUCCGAAUGAAAUCAAACAUCGACGACGCAUCUCUAGUCAACAAUGCGAAGUAUUGGAAGCAGAAUAUCAAAAUAAUAUCAAACCAAAUGCAACCAAACGACAUCAAUUAGCUGAACGAUUAGGAAUGACACCCAGGACAGUACAAAUUUGGUUCCAGAACAAACGGGCUAAAGCUAAACAGCAGCGACAUCAACGGCAACAUCAUCAUCAUCACCAAGAAAAUCGAUCAUCACCUUCAACAGAAAUAUCAUCACCCUCAUCACCCUCAUCAUCAUCGCCAUCAUCAUCAUCAUCAUCAUCAUAUUCUUUGUCAUCUUUAGCAACAAAUUCUUUGGAUAUUAUGACCUUUGAUGAUGGAAGAUUGGAUCCUAUUUAUCUGGUGGACAAUUGUGAUAUGACAACAGCAGAGUAUCAAACUACCAAAAAUGGAAUACUGUGGCACUCAAAUGACGAUACGAAGAACACGAAUGCAGUAGUAGCACCAAUGAUGACCCCUUCUGGAUCAGGCAUGAUGGAUGAUCAUGGGACCAUCAAAUCAUCAUCACCAUUAUCAUCAACAAUACCGUUUUCAGCUUCAAAAUCAGGCACUUUUGGGACAUGCGACGCUUUUCGAACAUGGCUAUAUCCAACAAGCAACGUUAUACAUCCAUACAACGAGACCAUGAAAACCAACGAAUUGUUAUUUGCUCAUUCAACAACUUCCACUGCACCAUCGUCGCUAUCAUCAUCACCAUUACAACAAUAUGCUUCUCUGAAUUCUAAAUCAUCACAAAUGCACCAAUCAGAAUCACAUGAUAACGACCAUUGUCUCAAUAACAACGACACUAACAACAAUACGAUCAUUUCCUGGAAUAAUGGUUUACACAAUGACAAGGAUGAUGAUGAUAUGUCUUCUUUCGUAUUAAACUGGAUGCAAAAAUCAUCAAACAAUACUGAAGCUGAUUCGUUCAUGACACCAAUGUGGCCGUAUAUAAUGAAUCAACAGAACAUUCAACAUUUGCCAUUCCCUUUAGGUCAAGAUGAUUGGACUUGUUUCCCUAUCUAGGCAUGAAUUAUGAUCAAUUGAAUUUCCGAAGAAGAUCUCUCACUGUACGUCUCCCUUAUUUGGAAUAUGCAUCUUUACUUUCUUUUUUUUUUUAUGAUUUCUUUUAUCUCUUAUGCCUCUUUUUUUUUU